Emys orbicularis (European pond turtle) is the source of this 2226-nucleotide messenger RNA. RefSeq names its product BR serine/threonine kinase 2 (gene BRSK2). Gene Ontology annotation, cellular component: cytoplasm. Bases 1 to 2226 code for a protein of 741 amino acids. Gene Ontology annotation, biological process: protein phosphorylation; intracellular signal transduction; microtubule cytoskeleton organization. The transcript has 19 exons. Gene Ontology annotation, molecular function: tau-protein kinase activity; ATP binding; protein serine/threonine kinase activity. Lineage: Eukaryota; Metazoa; Chordata; Testudines; Emydidae. The record is from RefSeq and is a predicted model, not a curated record.
AUGACAUCAACGGGGAAAGAAGGCAGCGGAGCUCAACAUGCACAAUAUGUUGGACCCUAUCGCUUGGAGAAAACCUUGGGCAAAGGACAGACAGGGCUUGUGAAGUUGGGGGUUCACUGUGUAACAUGUCAAAAGGUCGCGAUAAAAAUUGUCAACAGAGAGAAGCUCAGCGAGUCGGUGCUAAUGAAGGUGGAGCGGGAAAUAGCCAUCCUGAAGUUGAUAGAACACCCCCACGUUUUAAAGCUGCAUGACGUUUAUGAAAAUAAAAAAUAUUUGUAUUUGGUGCUAGAACAUGUGUCAGGUGGGGAGCUCUUCGACUAUCUCGUAAAAAAGGGAAGAUUAACGCCAAAAGAAGCCAGGAAGUUCUUCCGACAAAUCAUCUCUGCUUUAGACUUCUGCCAUAGUCAUUCAAUAUGCCACAGGGAUUUAAAACCAGAAAACCUACUGCUGGAUGAAAAGAACAACAUCCGGAUAGCAGACUUUGGAAUGGCAUCACUGCAGGUCGGGGACAGCUUGUUAGAAACCAGCUGUGGGUCGCCACAUUAUGCCUGCCCUGAAGUGAUCCGGGGAGAAAAAUACGAUGGGAGGAAAGCAGAUGUCUGGAGCUGUGGAGUCAUUUUAUUUGCAUUGUUAGUGGGUGCCCUGCCAUUUGACGACGACAACUUGCGGCAGCUGUUGGAGAAGGUGAAGCGGGGUGUGUUCCACAUGCCACAUUUCAUCCCUCCGGACUGUCAGAACCUCUUGCGGGGGAUGAUUGAAGUGGACGCCUCGAAACGUCUCACGCUAGAACACAUUCAGAAACACAUAUGGUAUAUAGGGGGUAAGAAUGAACCAGAACCGGAACAACCAAUUCCUCGAAAGGUGCAGAUUCGUUCUCUCCCUUCCCUGGAGGACAUUGAUCCAGAUGUGUUAGACAGCAUGCACUCGUUAGGCUGCUUCCGCGACCGAAAUAAACUCUUACAGGACCUGCUGUCGGAAGAAGAAAACCAAGAGAAAAUGAUUUAUUUUCUUCUCCUUGAUCGGAAAGAGAGGUAUCCCAGUCAUGAGGAUGAGGACCUGCCCCCUCGGAAUGAAAUAGAUCCCCCCAGGAAGCGUGUGGACUCCCCAAUGCUGAACCGGCAUGGGAAGCGGCGGCCAGAAAGGAAGUCGAUGGAGGUUCUCAGUGUGACAGAUGGCGGUUCGCCGGUCCCAGCUCGCAGAGCUAUUGAAAUGGCACAGCAUGGACAGAGGUCUCGGUCGAUCAGCGGAGCUUCAUCUGGUCUCUCCACCAGCCCCCUCAGCAGUCCAAGGGUCACCCCUCACCCCUCUCCAAGGGGAAGUCCCCUCCCUACCCCCAAGGGGACACCCGUCCAUACGCCAAAGGAGAGCCCAGCAGGCACACCCAACCCAACGCCACCAUCCAGCCCCAGCAUUGGAGGAAUGCCCUGGAGGACACGGCUCAACUCAAUCAAGAACAGCUUCCUGGGGUCUCCUCGAUUCCAUCGCCGGAAAUUGCAAGUACCUACACCAGAGGAGAUGUCCAAUUUAACCCCGGAAUCUUCCCCAGAGCUUGCCAAAAAAUCCUGGUUUGGUAACUUUAUCAACCUGGAGAAAGAAGAACAGAUCUUUGUGGUCAUUAAAGAUAAACCACUAAGCUCCAUCAAGGCUGACAUUGUGCACGCUUUCCUUUCGAUUCCCAGCCUCAGUCACAGCGUCAUCUCACAGACAAGUUUCCGUGCAGAGUACAAGUCCACGGGGGGUCCCGCUGUCUUCCAGAAGCCAGUGAAGUUCCAGGUGGACAUAACAUACACAGAAGGGGGCGAGGCACAGAAGGAGAAUGGGAUCUACUCAGUCACUUUCACGCUCUUAUCAGGUCCAAGCCGUCGCUUCAAGAGGGUAGUAGAAACCAUUCAGGCACAGUUGCUAAGCACACAUGACCAGCCUUCAGUGCAGCAGUUAUCAGACACCACUAACUGUGUGGAGUUGAUGACUGGCAGACUUUCCAAAUGUGGUAAGAACUUCCCUUCUGCCUUCUAUCCCUCCCCAGCCCCUGCUGACUCACAUAAUGUCCUCCUCUCCUCCCACUCCUUUUGCACAUCUGCCCACCCCCUGACAACUCCCUAUACCUCUCACUUACCUUCUGUACAUACGCACACCUACUCCUGUUCCUCCCCAUCCAUACCCCUACACACAGGGCUCAUCACAGUUUCACCCUGCACUGCACAAGUGUGCGUUGUUCACUUGUGA